Molecule: messenger RNA, 1647 nt
Organism: Penicillium angulare
Lineage: Eukaryota; Fungi; Ascomycota; Eurotiomycetes; Eurotiales; Aspergillaceae
Gene: smp3
Product: glycosylphosphatidylinositol-alpha 1,2 mannosyltransferase smp3
Exons: 3
Coding region: 1-1647 (548 amino acids)
Biological process (GO): GPI anchor biosynthetic process
Cellular component (GO): endoplasmic reticulum membrane
Molecular function (GO): alpha-1,2-mannosyltransferase activity
Source: RefSeq, a predicted model, not a curated record
AUGUGGAGACGAACAUACCUACUUUUAUUACUGAUCCGUGUUUACUUCGCGUUAUCCCCUAGCUAUCUGCACCCGGAUGAGAAUUUCCAGGGCCCAGAAGUCUUUGGUGGUCGCAUAUUUUCUUAUCCUUCCAAGCUUCCCUGGGAAUUCACCACCGAUUUCCCGAUCCGCAGCGUCUUCCCAUUAUGGCCAACCUACGAGGUACCCAUGAGCCUCCUACAGUGGUUCUACACGGAGAUCGGGCAAGGGAACCCACCACCACAAUUCGUAUACUAUGCGCUGCGGGGUGUCAUGUUUCUCCUGAGCUUUGUGCUCGAGGACUGGGCGGUCUAUGAGCUGGUGCCCUCCCCGCGGCACCGGCGCGCGACAGUUGUCCUCGUGGCCUCGUCCUAUGUCACUUGGACAUAUCAGACGCACACUUUCUCCAACUCCUUGGAGACUCUUCUAGUAGCCUGGGGAUUAGUGCUGAUUCGUCGUAUUGUCGAAAACAAGGUUCGUUCCGCAAUACCCCAGUAUUUCUCACAAGGUUGGAUACUAACUCGUCGCCUUCAGCACUCAUCCUUCUUCUCCUAUGCCGUCCUGUCCUUCAUAUCCGUGGCAGGCGUUUUUAAUCGCAUCACCUUCCCUGCUUUUCUAUUAUUCCCAGGCCUACAACUACUUCCCUACUUCAAGCGCAGACCGACAUCCCUAAUCGCUUUCCUCGGCUUUGGGCUUCUCUUCGCCUCCAUAGCGAUUUUCAUCGAUACAUCCUUCUACCGACCAUCCGCCUCAUUCCUAGACAUCAUACGCAACCCAAUAAUCACCCCUCUCAAUAAUAUCCUCUACAACUCCGACUCGACAAACCUCGCAACCCAUGGCCUCCACCCACACCACCAACACUUCGUCGCCAAUCUCUUCCAGCUCCUAGGACCUGCAUACAUAGCCAUGAUUCUCUCCCUAUUCAGCUGGCCCAUCGUGCCACCAUGGAUGCGAAACACCCGCGCCCUCUCAGCAGUCUCCGCAACAGUCCUGCUCUCCAUCUUCCCACACCAAGAGCCCCGCUUCUUAAUCCCCUGCGUUCCCCUCCUCCUAAGCUGCGUCCGCAUGCACCGCUCCCGGAUCUUCCUCGCAACAUGGAUAAUUUUCAACGCCGUCAUGGGAUUCCUAAUGGGCGUCUACCACCAAGGCGGCGUGGUGCCCGCCCAACUAGCGAUGCGAUCUAUAGUUGACUCCAACACCGUGGCGCAGGGUAUAAAAUCACACCCAGACGCAACGGUAUUCUGGUGGAAGACCUAUUCUCCGCCUCACUGGCUUCUGGGUCCUCAGCAGGGAAACCAUACCGGUUUAAUCGAUACGGUGGAUCUAAUGGGUCUUCCGGGGUUGGAAAUGAUUCAACAACUUGAUUCAGUCGCUCCUCGCUGCCCAUACUCCUCUCCAAUUUACCUCGUUGCCCCUACGUCAGCAACUUUCCUCGAUACAUUUAUCUCCCCAUCCUCUCUCUCCUCCCCGCAUACACCAAAUCUCCAACUCUACCGUUUAUGGUCCCACCGCAAACAUCUCAACCUAGAUGACCUCGACUUCGGUGAUGAUGGUGUCCUCAACACUCUAAACAGAGUAGUUGGUCGUCGUGGGUUAGGCGUCUGGUCUGUCCGACGGGCAUGUAAAUGA